AUGCGCAACAAGCAAUUACACUAUACAGUUGGCAUUGGCAUCCGCAGAAAUGACGAAUACCAUUGUAUUUGUAAACAAUGUAAAUGCUAUAAGGCCACAUUAUUCAACAGGGACCGUGGGAAAAGACAACGCUAUUGCAAGACAUGGAAAUCACGGUUUUUAUCGAUUUUUUAG
Molecule: messenger RNA, 174 nt
Organism: Linum tenue
Lineage: Eukaryota; Viridiplantae; Streptophyta; Magnoliopsida; Malpighiales; Linaceae
Source: the annotation of a GenBank genome assembly